This is a messenger RNA of Drosophila santomea, 1513 nucleotides long. It is a transcript of the gene Poxn, whose product is annotated as paired box pox-neuro protein. NCBI's taxonomy places the organism in Eukaryota, Metazoa, Arthropoda, Insecta, Diptera, Drosophilidae. The coding region runs from base 59 to 1339 and encodes 426 amino acids. The transcript is spliced from 4 exons. Gene Ontology annotation, biological process: anatomical structure development; regulation of transcription by RNA polymerase II. Gene Ontology annotation, molecular function: DNA-binding transcription factor activity, RNA polymerase II-specific; RNA polymerase II cis-regulatory region sequence-specific DNA binding. The record is from RefSeq and is a predicted model, not a curated record.
GGAUUGGAUUGGAUUGGAUUGGCUCGCUUUGAAUUGAAUUGUUGAUCACAUUUCAGCCAUGCCGCAUACAGGUCAAGCUGGUGUCAACCAAUUGGGCGGCGUUUUUGUGAAUGGUCGUCCUCUGCCGGACUGCGUCCGUCGAAGGAUCGUCGACUUGGCUCUGUGCGGAGUGAGGCCCUGUGAUAUAUCCCGCCAGCUUCUGGUUUCCCAUGGCUGCGUUUCCAAAAUUCUAACUCGCUUCUAUGAGACGGGCUCCAUUCGACCGGGCUCCAUUGGCGGUAGCAAGACCAAGCAAGUGGCCACGCCCACCGUGGUGAAGAAGAUCAUCCGGCUGAAGGAGGAGAACAGCGGCAUGUUCGCGUGGGAGAUUCGCGAGCAGCUGCAGCAGCAGCGCGUCUGCGAUCCCAGCUCUGUGCCCUCGAUCAGCUCCAUCAACCGGAUUCUGCGCAACAGCGGUCUGUGGACGGAUGAGAUGACCUCCAGUCAGCAGAAUGCCGCAGCAGCAGCAGCAGCAGCAGCGGCGGCAGCGGCUCAUCAAGCGGGCAGUGGGCCAUCGAAUGGUUAUGGAAGCCAAGCUCCGCCCCCUUCGGCGACCGUGGCCCCACCCACUGCGGCAGCCACGCCCUCCAUCGCACGGUACACCAAGCCGCCGGCAUUGAUGAUGAACACCGCCGGUGAGAUGCCCAUUAAACCCGCUCCCAAAAUGCCGCCCAGCAUGGGACAUGGCCACAGUCACGGCCUGAACCCAAAUGUUUCGGGCCUGGACUUGAGUUACUCCGCUCUCCACAAGCACUGGCUGUGGAAUCCCUCCCUGCUCUACUACACCCAGGCUCACAUUCAGGCCCAGGCGGCGGCGUCGGGUGGUCAAUUCCUGCCCUAUGCCGGCGGCUAUUUGCCCCAUGCCAUGGCAGCGGCGGCCGCAUCUUCCACAUCCGCACUGGGUGGAUUCACCAAGUCGGAGAGCUCCAUCGAUCUGUCGACACCCGGAGCGGCUGGCGAUGCACUUAGUGACUGCGACUCCGGCAAAUCUUCGCCAGCAGCGCUCUCCCUAACCGCGUCUGGCGGUGGAAAUGGAGCUGGAUCAGCUCCAGAGGCUUCACCGGGUUCGACACUCGGCCACAGUCGCAAGCGGAAUCCGUACUCCAUCGAGGAGCUGCUCAAGAAACCGGAGAAGCGACUCCGACUGGAUAGCAAUCGUCUGGAGUGCCUGGAGUCCAGUUCCUGCGAAAGCAGCCAGGAUAGUCCAGUUGCUCCGCCCCUGGAAACUCCAGAGGAUGAGGAUCCCGCCGAGGGGGAGGAGGAGCCAGAGGAGGAGGACAGCGUUGAGGUGGUCAACUGAAUCCACUGAAUGCGCAUUGCCACUGACCCAGUUUUGAUCUGUGUAUAUAUAGCAACCUAGUUUAAUCGUAAACGCCCCAUUCAACCAAUACUACUUUAAUCUAAGGUGGAACUCGAACUGAUGGAAUUUCUUUGGUCACACGAUUAUUUCACUUUCUUUUCUCCCAAACUGGAU